CCGGGUACAUCCAAUGAGGACAUGGAUGAGGAAAAUGCAACAUUGCUGACAAAGUUUCUUCUCACAGGACUUACCUAUCAAUCAGAGUGGAAAAUACCCCUGUUCCUAGCAUUCUUGAUAAUAUAUCUCAUCACCGUCAUGGGAAAUCUUGGUUUGAUUGCUGUCAUCUGGAAAGACUCACACCUUCACAUUCCAAUGUACUUAUUCCUUGGGAGUUUAGCCUUUGCGGAUGCUUGGUUAUCAUCCUCAGUGACCCCUAAGAUGCUGAUCAGCUUCUUCAUUAAGAGUAUGAUGAUUUCUCUCUCUGAAUGCAAGAUACAAUUUUUUUCCUUUGUAAUCAGUGCAACCACAGAAUGUUUUCUCUUGGCAACAAUGGCGUAUGAUCGCUAUGUAGCCAUAUGCAAACCUUUACUUUAUCCAGUGAUUAUGACCAAUGGACUGUGCAUCCGGCUAUUAGUCUUGUCAUUUGUAGGUGGCUUCCUUCAUGCCUUAAUUCAUGAAGGCAUUUUAUUCAGAUUAACCUUCUGUAAUUCUAACAUAAUACAUCACUUUUACUGUGACAUUAUCCCAUUGUUAACGAUUUCCUGUACUGACCCUUCUAUUAAUUUUUUAAUGCUUUUUAUUUUGUCUGGUUCAAUACAGGUAUUCACUAUUUUGACUGUUCUUGUCUCUUAUGCAUUUGUCCUCUUUACAAUCUUAAAAAAAAAGUCAGUCAAAGGCAUAAGGAAAGCCUUUUCCACCUGUGGAGCCCAUCUCUUCUCUGUCUGUUUAUACUAUGGCCCCCUUCUCUUCAUGUAUGUGGGCCCUGCAUCUCCACAAGCAGAUGUUCAAGAUAUGGUGGAGUCUCUAUUUUACACUGUCAUCAUUCCUUUCUUAAAUCCCAUGAUCUGCAGCCUGAGAAAUAAGCAAGUCAUAGAUUCACUGACAAAAACAUUAAAAGGAAGUGUUUAG
Messenger RNA from Macaca mulatta (Rhesus monkey), 951 nucleotides. RefSeq names its product olfactory receptor 5H8. Gene Ontology annotation, biological process: G protein-coupled receptor signaling pathway. NCBI's taxonomy places the organism in Eukaryota, Metazoa, Chordata, Mammalia, Primates, Cercopithecidae. Gene Ontology annotation, molecular function: olfactory receptor activity; G protein-coupled receptor activity. The record is from RefSeq and is a predicted model, not a curated record. Gene Ontology annotation, cellular component: membrane.